AUGAAUUUUGCCCCAUUUUUGAUUGUAACUCUCGCUUUUGCGGAAAAAAAUGCCCAACAGUCAAGCACCGACUUUUGCGCUUCUUUGUACAAAGAGUUGGCGAACAAAACUGGUAAUUUUAUCGCGAGUCCUUUUUUAAUUGAAUCGACUUUUGCUGCACUUUAUUUGGGAAGUGGCGGCACAACGGCUGAAGAAAUCCGAACGGUGCUUCACUUACCCCAAAGCAACGAAGAAAUUGAAGAAAAUUUUAAAAAUCUGUUGGCGCUUUUUAACAGUCAAGGCUACAAUCUCCACAUUGCGAACAAAUUCUAUGUUAAAGAAAGCUUUCUACUUAAUCCAAUUUGGCAAAAACAAGUGAGGGAUUUUUUCCAAAUAGAAUCUUCAAUUAUGGAUUUUGACAAUAAAAUUGCAAUGGUGGAAAAAAUCAAUCAUUGGAUUCGAGAACAGACUAAUAACAAAAUCGAUAAAAUCGUGUCAGUGGAAGCUUUUAGGGAUAGUCCAGAGAGUUUGAUUUUGGGAGCUUUGUAUUUUCAAGCGGAUUGGGCUCGGCAGUUUUCGACUACGGACACAAUUAAGGCCCCUUUUUACAAAAAACCAAACCUUCCAAUUUUAGUUGAUAUGAUGCAGCGUAAGAAACAAGUAUUUAGUUUUGGUGAAAGCGACACUUUGGAUGCGAAAUUCUUGGAACUGCCUUUCCAAAGCUAUGAAGCUUCCAUGGUCCUAGUCCUUCCAAACAAAAUCGACGGACUGUGCGAACUUGAAGCCAAAAUCGACCAAGUUUUGCAAUUUCGUGACUUUAGAUCCAUGAAUUUGAAUGUUUUUGUGCCGAAAUUUCGAAUUGAGAGUAAACUCGACCUUAAGAAAAUUCUUUCAAAUUUGGGUUUAAAAACGGUUUUUAAUGAUACAGAGGCUGCAUUGUAUGGACUUGUGACAACUGGACCGUGGCCCUAUAUCACAAAAGCGACUCAAAAAACAUUUUUGGAAAUUAAUGAAAGGGGAGUUGAAGCAGCAGCUGGUCAAAAACUCCUUUUUGGGAUGCCGAGAUCAGCGAUAAGUUUCAAUCAUGAGUUUAAGGCUAAUCACUCUUUUAUGUUUUAUAUCAAAAUAAGGAACCUUGUGGUCUUUGUUGGACGAGUUGUUGAUUUGUAAUAAUUAGAUUAAUAAAACAGUUAUUUGAAAAUUGAAAAUUUUGA
This is a messenger RNA of Tribolium castaneum (red flour beetle), 1193 nucleotides long. Its product is annotated as serine protease inhibitor 3/4-like. The transcript has 3 exons. Gene Ontology annotation, molecular function: serine-type endopeptidase inhibitor activity. The coding region runs from base 1 to 1149 and encodes 382 amino acids. Lineage: Eukaryota; Metazoa; Arthropoda; Insecta; Coleoptera; Tenebrionidae. The record is from RefSeq and is a predicted model, not a curated record.